Molecule: messenger RNA, 309 nt
Organism: Penicillium odoratum
Lineage: Eukaryota; Fungi; Ascomycota; Eurotiomycetes; Eurotiales; Aspergillaceae
Exons: 1
Coding region: 1-309 (102 amino acids)
Source: RefSeq, a predicted model, not a curated record
AUGUCGCUGUCACUCUUAAACCAGGUCAAAACGGUACAUUAUGACUACUGCUACGAUCCAAGGGAACUAGAAGUUUUCGACGAUAAUGCAAACAAGUCAAACAUGGUUCAUGGCCUGCUGGAUGUACCCGUGGAAGAGUAUACAGACUGGCAGCGAGCACGGGUGGGCAACGAGGCUUUCAGGGACAAUAUCAUCAUGGCGCGCGAUGUGACACUUGAAAAUUGCCUCGAUCUUGCGCAGGUUCAUGAGGAUCUGGAAUCUAAUUUCUUGGUCAAGCAUGGCGCGAAAGUAGGUGCGGCCUUUGGGUGA